CGGAAAUCUUAAUCUGCCAGAAGUUUGUACUAGCCGUCUAGUAAAACUACUACGCUAUUUUUCAUGAAAACUAGUUGUAGUUUUGUGUAAAUGCAUGGUACAGUACAUAGUACUGCGAAAUGUAAUUGACAAAUUUUAUCCUGAUUUGUGGACGUUAGCAAAAUGGUAUACCCAUUGAAAACAUGAGUGAAACGCUUUAGCUUGGCGGCUAAUUGUAUGUUGAUGUUUCACUUUCGGUUGGGGUUUGUCUUCAGUUCACGGUGCUCUGGCUAACUGGUAGGCUAAUAAUGGCGUGAUAUUUGUUUAUGGAGCAGAGGAUGCACUUUACAGAGUGCUACCCAGACACCGUCUCGAGUGUUGCCGCUGCGGUUCGUUCGGGCAGUAGGAAGCAGCUGAGGAGGCUGAUAAAGAGAGGGCGCAGUGUGGAAUGUCGGGACAACCGUGGCUGGAGUGCCCUGCACGAAGCGGCGGCCGCUGGCAGCACAGAGUGUGUGCAGGAGCUUCUGUCCGCUGUCGGCGGUAAAAUAAAAAAAGCAGGCUCCUCCCGAGGUAGUCGAGCCUAUGUGAACUCUUUGACACAUGAGGGGGAAUCUGCAUGUCACCUGGCAGCUCAACGCGGACACCUGGCAGUGGUCCAGCUCCUCCUGGAAGCACAUGCCAACAUUGACCAGCUAACUAAUGACUUGUCCUGCCCUUUGUAUGCAGCUGUAGACGGCGGACACAAGGAGGUUGUAGAGCUGCUGGUCUGUGAAGGUGCAGAGGUCAACAGAACACACACCGCAUCCUGCUGGACCUGUCUUCAUCAAGCUGUGUAUAAGGGUCACAGUGAGAUUGUGCGAAUACUCAUUAAUGUGUGCAACCUGGAGGCAGUAGAUGAUCACAGGAUCACCCCUCUCUUUCUGGCUGCACAGUAUGGACAGCAGGAGUGCCUGGAAAUCCUUGUUAAUGCAGGUGCCAACGUGAACACUCAGGCAGCAGAUCUGGCCACACCACUGCUGAUUGCCUCUCAGGAGGGCCACCAAGCAUGUGUGGAUUUCCUGUUGGACCACGGGGCAGAUCCUAACAAAGCCUGCAGUCUGGACUGGCCCCAGCUUCCCAUUCAUGCUGCUGCUGAGUUUGGCCACAUUGGUAUCCUCAGGAGGCUGAUAGCUGUAACAGACCGUAAGUGUGACCGGGGUGAUGGCAUGGUGAGUCCAUUGUAUAUGACCGUCAAAAACAAUCACAUCAAGUGUGUUGAGCUGCUCUUAAAGGAAGGCUAUAGCCCGGAUGCCCAGGACUGCACACACAUACUGGGCCUUAGUUCACCACUCUCCUUAAGCAACAGAACAUACAGCGAGUCGGUGAGGUUGCUGAUAGAAGCAGGAGCAACUCUGAGUGAGGACAACUGGAUGCAUGCCUUCAUUACUGGGGAAAGGGACAUGCUGCCACACAUACUUGAGCACAGAUGGAUUCCUCGACAAGAGGUUUAUACCAUGGGAUUUUCUUCCCCACACAAUCAUGGGAAAAUUGAGUUAACACAGUUUGAACUAAGAGACCUGCUAUGUGCAGUACUAUCCCAAGCACAGUUUGCUGCCAGCUGGCUUCCUCUGCUUAUGAAGGCAGGACUGGAGCCAUCUCUAUUGAUGCAGUCUCGGAUGUUGGAAGAGUCAAAGGGUGAUGUGCUGAAUUAUCUGCUGGAGUUUGUAAACUGGUCAACCCUGUCUUCCUCUUUAAAACAUAUUCUGGAUCAAAGGCGGGCGGAAAAGACUUGGGAACCAUGUCCACGUUUUGACAACAUUCCCCCUCUUUCCCACAUAUGCAGGCUGCAGGUUAGGUCAGUGUUGGGACCAGAUCUAGUGAUGAGGACAAAUGUAGUCGAGCAGCUCCCAGUACCCUCGCCACUUCAUGACUUUCUGAAGUUCAGGGACAUCCCAGAACCUCCUGUACAGACUCGCCACCAUCUGGAUGUUGACGUUGUAUAGCGAGACACCAGAGUACACCUUAACUAAAAUGUUCUAUAUAACUUUUUCCAGAUUUCCUUUUAUGUCGCAUUAAGGCUGUUGAAAUGACCUUGUUUCACAAUGGUUGACAGUGUCUCAUGCAGUGCUGUGCAAAAGUAAAGUGAGGAUACUUAUGUGCUUUACGAAAAUAAAAAAGUACUUGUAAAAAUAUAUGUUCAUAUACACAGUUUAGAUGGAAAUUUCUAGAUCUAUACAAAGGUACUGAGGGUGGUUCUGUUGCACUGUCAUGGGUUAAGUGUUCAUCAGUGUGGUAAUUUUGGAGUUUGGGAUCGCAAGAAUUUUAGAUGUGCAUUCUGCAGAAUUUAAAAUAGUUGAAUUAGACAGAUCAGUUUAACAAAAACUUAGAUGACCUUAUGAUACUGCAUCUGUUAUUUUUCCAACGUGUUUUUAUUUGUAUUAUAGUCAUUCUGUUUGUAGUCACAUUUUUGCAGGACUGGUAUUAUAUGACGUACUAUUUUGUUUAAUAAAGGUGA
Molecule: messenger RNA, 2473 nt
Organism: Monopterus albus (swamp eel)
Lineage: Eukaryota; Metazoa; Chordata; Actinopteri; Synbranchiformes; Synbranchidae
Gene: asb3
Product: ankyrin repeat and SOCS box containing 3
Exons: 9
Coding region: 306-1961 (551 amino acids)
Biological process (GO): positive regulation of transcription by RNA polymerase II; intracellular signal transduction
Cellular component (GO): nucleus
Molecular function (GO): protein binding; transcription cis-regulatory region binding
Source: RefSeq, a predicted model, not a curated record